Messenger RNA from Pantherophis guttatus, 2932 nucleotides. Lineage: Eukaryota; Metazoa; Chordata; Lepidosauria; Squamata; Colubridae. The record is from RefSeq and is a predicted model, not a curated record.
GCUUUCCGGCGGCAAGCCUUAUAGCGAUUGGUUGAGGCGUGAACGAAGCCUGCUGUCGCUCCGAACCAAUGGAACGCUUGCGAAGAACGUUGGCGACCGGACGGUCUGGCCUUGGUUGCUAUGGGAAUGGCGGGAAGCUGUGGUACUUCUCUCUGCUGCCUGCUUCUCGGGGCUACCGGGGUGGGGAAGACGCUGCUGGUGAAGCGGCUGCAGAAUAUCCUCGGGCCCCGGCGAGGAAGGGGGAAGCGGGGCUCGUUGGGUCAAAGGCGGACGAUGUAGAGGAGCGCCUAGCGAGGAAGGGGAAAAGAAAGGAGCGAGGAGAGGUGGUGGGUGCGCCUUGCCUCUCUCUGCCAAGGGCAGAGAUGCAUAGGACUGAGUGAAGGUGGCCUCUAGAGAUUGCAGAAAGUGAUGACUAAAUUGUGAUUGCUAAAGUGUGGUUUUAAAUGGGACUGAAGAGGGCAUCCAUUAAAUGUAUGACAGUGCAAAAAGAAAAAAAAAAUACCCGUGUCGGUUAUAUUUAAUUUUAAUGAAGUUUAAAUGCAAAAGGAAGCCUUGGAGUAUCCGCUGCCAUUACUUUUUCCAAGUGCAGCAUACAAUACAAUAUUAAAUCGUUAAAUGCACACCCCGGGGAAAAAUUAUAGGGGUUUGGCCUCUCUUGUAAGAAUCUUGGGGCUAACGCGUGGAGUUAAGAGUCAGAGAGAGGAAUGGAAUUAAAAAAUGGCUGCUUGAUGUUUGGAAAGUAGGUUUUUGUGACCCAGAAUAUUAAGUCCUUGCUGUAUUGGGCAAGGGUGUAAAUGGGAUCUCCUCCUUGAGCAGCCUUUCCUACUCAUAUCCUGCUGUUUUCCAGCUGAGCUCCAAAUGUGGUGCCAAGGACCUCGGAGACCCACCAGCUACUUUGCCAACGGUAGGCACAAAUCUUACUGAUCUCCCAAUAGGAAGGAAGAUCACAAUUCGAGAGCUAGGAGGAUGCAUGGGUCCUAUCUGGUCCAGUUAUUAUAGUGACUGCCAUGCUGUCCUGGUAUCUGGAAGACAGGGAACAGAUUGGGUGAGGGAGGAAAUUAAGUAUAUGAUUGAUGCUGCCAACCCUACCCAGAUUUCCGCAUCCUGUGUCCAGCUUCUGUCCGUCCUUUCUGCUGAACAGCUAACAUCAGUUCCUGUCCUCCUCAUCUUCAACAAAAUUGACUUACCAUGCUACAUGUCCCUGGUGGAGAUGAAGUCAUUAUUCCGAAUUCAAGAUAUCAUUGCUUGUGCCAAACAGGUUAUCACUGUGGUUGAGAUCAGUGCACGAGAUGGCAGGGGCUUAUCUGAUAUAAUGAAGUGGUUUCAAUCCACCCUGCAUGAUUGAAGUUGGAAUCUGGAAAUGUCAGGAAGCUGAAAUGUUUCCUGCAAACAGCGGAUCAACAUUGCUAUCACAAACUUUGAUGUAGAAAUAUGUCAUUUAAAUUAUUCAGUGGAUUGCCUCUUAACUGGCAUAUUGGAUUGUUGCUACUGCAUGCAGAUGCAUUGAAAGGGAAUAUUGUAGCUUCUAACAGUAAGCCCAGUAAUGAUAUACAGUAUUGUAUCAUUUUUUCUAGAUGAAGAUAUGGAGAGUUGAAAUAAUGGCAAGUAAAAUAUGCUGUAAUAGAAGUACCAAUCAGGUUUUGUAGGCAACAUGAAAUUUAAUUUCACUCAUGUUUCUGUGCUUUGUAUGAAGUCAGAUUUGAUGGAAGUACAAAGCAAACAAAAUCCUGUUCUAUAACACACUAGAAAUUCAGAUUGCUCAAGUCUAGAGUACCUUAUUCAAGAGUUUGUGUGCAUAGUCUCUUGUGUUUUAGUUGUCAAUAGUUUAACUAUUUUCUACAACAAUGAUCUAACCAAAAAUUCAGACCUAAGAAGUAUUAACUUGAUGGGAUUUAGCAGAUAACUUUUGCCAAUGGUGCAGUCUCUGCUAUUCCUCAGACAGAAAGCCUAUCCAGACCAGUGUGCAGGGGCAACAUUAAUCUGUAUUAAAUGCCAUACACAUGACGUAUGUUUGCUACACUGUAUACUAUUGGUUUUCUGUGAGUUACAUUAGAAAUGUGUUAAUUCUUUGGUGUUUCCUUGACUUUGAUUUCUUCUCACAAGAAUCUCACAUUCUCAGAAUUCAGGUUUUUGGUGAGCUCAUGUGAACCAGAUUAGCUGAGUCAUGGGGCAUCAGCAAAAACAAUGUCAAUAGAUUAUAGCUGAAUUACAAAAUGGGUAUGCAAUGUACAAAUUCUAAAGUUCUGCACGACUAAUUAGUUCUCUCAACCAAUUAAAAAUUGUAAAAUGUAAGAUGUAACGAGAUGAGAGUCUUAUCAAUAUUGGAUGUAUUGUUUAAACCUCAGCUCCUCUGUCACUCUUUUCACUUAACUUUUAUCUUCUCAGCUUUCCAUUUUAUUCUCUUGUGGUGUCAGUGGCAUCCAUCAGAGCCACUAAAUUGUUAUUUGAAUGCAUUUAUUUACUUAUUCCAAUUCAGUGACUCUUAAGAGUCUUUGAAUGGCUUCUAAGAAACCAAUUAUAUACUAGGGUUAAAAGUAUAGUAAAAAAUAUUUACAGAAUGAAUGCUGGCAUUCAGUCCAGUUGCACCUACUGCUGGACAAUCACAAAGAUGGUUUUACUAGAGGUGAACACAAAUGACAUUCUCUUCCUGUCUCACAAAAUGGGUAGAUUCAACACAGUAGAACUGACUCUCCCUUCUCAUCAUGCUGUAUCUCUCUGUGUCCACUCUCCAUAAACACCUAAUUUAGUGGGAGCUUUAAUUAAUUGCAUUGAAAGCCUAAUACCAAAAACAGGUUAAUUAUGAACUCAAUGCAUCUGAAAGCUAUGAACUAACCUAUUUUAUGCUGCCAUAUUUUCUUACUGGUGUUUCUAUGACAAUGCUCUAAAUUAGAAACUUAAAUAUUUAUUUGAAAUAAAUAUUUCAUAAAGUAAA